AUGGCACUGCCAUGGCUGCGAUACGAGAUUUCGGUCGCAAAGCAGUCGCAGUCGUUGUACUGUCGCUGUCGAACUGGCGGCGAACACGGAGUGUAUUUUCAGCUGUGCUUACCCGUAUGGGCCCAGUUGCCACGAGGUCGGUCAGCGGCUGACUACCCCACAAUCUGGCGGUCUCACCGUUUCCUCUUCCAGUUGCAUCACGUUGCUGGAACCCCGAUUGCAAUCGACAUGCCACGCACUCGGAGAUUUGUUUUGCAGAUCCCCCAAUCGCGGGUCCCAGACUGCGCGCAACGAGCAAUAUGGCACAACGCCUCCGAAGCCCCUAGCACCUCAACAACCGCGCUCUUUUGCGAGAAAAAGCAGCGCAAAUUUACAUUCUCAACCUUCAUACGUCCAAAUCCAAUCACUCAAGGCUGA
Bipolaris maydis ATCC 48331 is the source of this 417-nucleotide messenger RNA. The record is from RefSeq and is a predicted model, not a curated record. NCBI's taxonomy places the organism in Eukaryota, Fungi, Ascomycota, Dothideomycetes, Pleosporales, Pleosporaceae.